UCGUCAUUGAAAGCUAUAGAAUUAUUUUUACAUUUACGGCGAUUGCAUAUUUCCAACUUGACAAUUUUCCAAUUGAAAAAGUGACAAUUUAUCGUAUUGCGCAACCGUCGUACGCGAUGUUCUUUUUAUAUAUACAGUAGUCAAUCUCUAAAACAUGUAAUUUGAGUUGCACCACCACUAUCUUGCAACGAAAGGCACACGUUCUCCUCGCGCAGUAUGGCUCGCUCGAUUCCAGUCGUGAUCCGUUCAACUACGUUACCUCGAGGAAGUAUUGCUUCAUUUGUAAACGAAAUAGUGCGCAUAUAAUCCAGGAUUCGCCAUGGAAGACGAAUGGGAUGUCGAAAACGCUGAAGCAAAAUUCGACCUCGCUAUCAGAUCCAACAAGUGGGAGGGUGAAGACGAGGAAGAGGACGUCAAGGAUAGUUGGGAAGAUGUCGAAGAAGAGAAAAAAGAUGUAGAGAAACCUGCAGAAGUGCCUAAGGCCAAACCAAAGCCAAGGAAAGCUUUGGCAGAAAGGAUUGAAGAACGUGAGAAAAAGGCAAGAGAAGAGGCUGAAAGGAAAGCAAAAGAAAAGGAAGAGGCGUUAACACCAGAGGAGAAAAGAGCAGAACAGUUGAGGCGUCAGAGGCUUCAAGAGGAAGCCGAUCUUCGCCUCGCCAUGGAGACUUUCGGUGUAGCUGAAGAAUCUACAUUGAGUCUGGAUAACUCAGUACCCAACACAAAAGAAGAGUUUGAACUGUAUGGAAUCAUACUUAACCAAAAACUGAAUCAGUUUGCUAAAAACACCGAAUUCUCUCCGUUUGCAGAAGAACUUAUUAAGUCUAUUGCUCUCAAUCUAUCCUCGGCAUAUUUGAAGAAAGUGAAAACAAUGAUUGAUAAUCUAUUGAUUGAGAAACAGAAGCUCGAGAAAGGAGACAAGUCGAAAAAGAACAAGGGCAAGGGAAAAGCAAAACUAAAAAUCGAGGGUGAAAAUACUCUUUUGAGCGAAUAUGGCGACUACGUUUACGACGAUUACAACGAUUUCAUGUAGCGACCUUUUUAUCCCGUAUUCUUAUUAUUCCUUAUCCCCUUUUCUAGUCGCCUAAAUACACGCAGAUGGUUAUUAACAUUUUUUGCAAAUUUUAUGUCCUUUAUUCUCUAUAUAUUCAAAUUCUUUAAUUUUUAAUCGCUGGUUUGAGGUUGAUGAACUUAAAUACCUUACUUUUUAUUAGAAUUUUGUAUUAUGUACAGAGUUGGGCAUUACUUGAAUAACGUUGCUAUCUAAAUUUUCUCGUCUUUAUAAAUUACAUGUAGUUUCAUUUUUGGUAUUAUGAAAUAAUUUAAAGCGAAAGGGACGAAGGUUUUUUUUUAUCAUCGUAGUUUGUUCGAUAAAUUUGCUUUUAGUGUAAUUUCUUGUUCGAGCAUUUUGUCAGAUGAUCUAUUUGUUUAAAAAAAUUUGUUACAGUGACAAAUGAAAAUAAAUGCUCUAUCGGAGCACAGGAUGGUAAUGGGAUGUUGUAUUCUAAAAAUAUGCAUUUAGAGAAUUGUAAUUACUAUUGUUGUAUGUAAAAUAUUGUAAUGUAAGUAGUAACAUAUUAUUAGAUUAAAAAAGUAUUUAAGGAUUUAUUCGAAUAAAAUAUGCCCAACUCUGCAUGCAGAUAUUAUACAUAUAUACAUACAUAGCGAACAAUAUGAUAAAUACAUCUGAAAGAUGUGAAAAAGAACCGUAACGCGAAGUGCUGAUGCGUUUUAAAUGCGGUUGGAAGAUUUUUUAAAAAGUUUUCAACUAUGAAGCCCCCUCGAUAUUUCCAAGAGAUCAGCCGUUUUCGAAAUACUUCACGGAAUUUAGCUACAUUUAUUAAGGUAUAAAC
Colletes gigas is the source of this 1850-nucleotide messenger RNA. RefSeq names its product eukaryotic translation initiation factor 3 subunit J (gene eIF3j). Gene Ontology annotation, cellular component: cytoplasm; eukaryotic translation initiation factor 3 complex. Gene Ontology annotation, molecular function: translation initiation factor activity. The record is from RefSeq and is a predicted model, not a curated record. The transcript has 6 exons. The coding region runs from base 320 to 1030 and encodes 236 amino acids. NCBI's taxonomy places the organism in Eukaryota, Metazoa, Arthropoda, Insecta, Hymenoptera, Colletidae.